Messenger RNA from Oncorhynchus keta (chum salmon), 3617 nucleotides. RefSeq names its product high affinity cGMP-specific 3',5'-cyclic phosphodiesterase 9A-like. The coding region runs from base 7 to 1569 and encodes 520 amino acids. Gene Ontology annotation, molecular function: 3',5'-cyclic-GMP phosphodiesterase activity. The record is from RefSeq and is a predicted model, not a curated record. The transcript has 19 exons. Gene Ontology annotation, biological process: cGMP catabolic process. Lineage: Eukaryota; Metazoa; Chordata; Actinopteri; Salmoniformes; Salmonidae.
AUCAGCAUGGGUUCCAGCUCCUCUUCCUAUGCCCCAAAAACCAUCUAUCUGGACGUGGAUGGUAAGGUUCAGAAGGUGGCAUUCAGUCGUCACUGCAGCCCAUGUGACAUCAAGGAGCUUCUUUGUUCCUCGUCCAACAUCCCCAGGAAUACUGCUAUCAUGAUGGUGGAUCCUGAAGGGGCCCUGGUGUCCAUAGACCCUACUAUGCCUACCAACUCUCCCAACUCCUUGUACAAAGUCAUUUCUUUGUCCACCGGUCAGCUCGGAGAGAAAGAAGACAUGUUUCAAAACGUGUUAUCUCAGGUGGCGGAGCAGUUCAGCAGGGCUUUCCGAAUCAACGAGCUGAAAACUGAGGUGACCAACAGACUGGCAAUGUUGGAGAAAAGAGUGGAGUUGGAGGGACUGAAGGUUGUGGAGAUUGAGAAGUGCAAAAACGACCUAAAGAAACUACGAGAUGAGGUGACAUCCAGAGGAGGAGGGAGAGUCGGGAACUGUCCCUGCAAGUACAACUUCUCAGACGACGGGAAGAAGCUUAAUCCCAGACGUGACGUCCCAAGUUAUCCAAAGUAUACCUUAUCCCAGGAGACUAUUGAAGCACUGAAGAAGCCAACAUUCGAUGUCUGGCAUUGGGAACACAAUGAGAUGCUGAGCUGCUUGGAGUACAUGUACCAUGACCUGGGACUGGUGAAGGAAUUCAACAUGAACCCCAUCACUCUCAAACGCUGGCUGCUGGGCAUUCAGGAGAACUAUCGCAGCAACCCGUUCCACAACUUCCGCCACUGCUUCUGUGUCGGUCAGAUGAUGUAUGGCAUGAUUAACCUGUGUAACCUGCCGGAGAAGAUGACUCUGACGGACAUGGGCAUUCUCAUGACAGCUGCCGUGUGCCACGACCUGGACCACCCCGGCUACAACAACACGUACCAGAUCAACGCUCGCACAGAGCUGGCCGUGCGUUACAACGAUAUAUCUCCCCUGGAGAACCAUCACUGCGCCGUGGCCUUCCAGAUCCUAUCGCUGCCCGAGUGCAACAUAUUCGCCAACGUCGAAUUGGAGGCCUACAAGCAGAUCAGACAGGCCAUCAUUACCCUGAUCUUGGCCACAGACAUGGCCCGGCAUGGAGAGAUAUUAGACUCGUUCAAACAUAAAGUGGACAGCUUUGACUUCACCAACGAGGAGCAUGUGACAUGCCUGAAGAUGGUUCUGAUCAAAUGCUGCGACAUCUCCAACGAGGUCCGGCCUACCGAGGUGGCCGAACCCUGGGUGGACUGUCUGCUGGAGGAGUACUUCAUGCAGAGUGACAGGGAGAAGACUGAAGGGCUGCCGGUGGCUCCGUUUAUGGACAGAGACAAAGUGACCAAGCCCACUGCCCAGAUCGGAUUCAUCAAGUUUGUCCUCAUCCCAAUGUUUGAGACAGUCAUGAAGCUCUUCCCCCAGAUUGAGGAGAUCAUGGUGCAGCCUCUGAGAGACUCUAGAGACCACUAUGAGGAGCUGAAGCAGAUCGAUGACGCCAUGACAGAGGCACAGAAGAAGAAAACGGAAAAUAUGUCAUUAGGAGGGAAGAAGAAGUAAGCUUUGCUGCUGCUGUGAGCACAGUGGUACUGUGGCUCUGGCUCUCGUUUUAUGAUCCAAAAAUUCAAAAAGGUCAUGGGUCGUCCUGAUCUGCGUCUUUGAAGAUGGAGGGUGAAAAGACGUGUCUUCGACACACUGAAACAACCUCAGACUACAUGAAACCUCCUGGUUGAUCGCCACUGUUUUGUUAUGAACAUUACAGAAGGACAAUCGCUCUGUUUCAAUGUCCACACUGGCAUACUUACAUAGGAUGAAUUCAUGUAUCAGGGCACAUUGGAAUAUAGCUCAUCUGAACGCUAGUUGGUCAUUAUCCACGGCUGUGUAUACACAGGCAGCCCAAUUCUGAUCUUUUUGCCCAAUUGUUGGGAAAAUAUCUGAUCUGAUUGGUCAAAAUACCAAUAAUUGGGCAAAAUAUCAUAAUUGGUCUGUCUAUGUAUACACAACCUAUCAUAAUUUCUGAGUGACAAUUGGUCAUUGUAGGUAUAUAUUUUUUGCCAUAUUUUCUGCUUUCUGGUUUUAGUCACACUUGUUGAUGUUGCCUAUUACGGUAUAAUGAAUAACAACUAAGACGUUUACUGCAACACUGUCUUUUCCUUUUACAAGUCUCCUAUUCAAAUGCAAAAACUGUUUCUAAAACAGUUUGAAUAAAUUGACCCUUAAUUUAACCAUGUCAAGUACACAGCAUAUUUUAACAUAAUUAUUAGAGGUUUAAACAUUGUUACAACAAAUUCUACUAAUUAUCCCCUAGGGUGUGCACUGAAUGAAUUUACAUACAUUCAUAUUUUGAGGUUUGUGUAAUAGCACAUCCAUUGUUGUUCAAUAUAUUCAGUCUUAGAUACAUGUUGUACGUUAUUACAGAAGUAUUUCAUUACAAUCUAAAAUGUUAUUCUUGUAUUUUAUUUAUUUGUGCAUAGUACAUCCUACAAAAACUGUGCAAACUACAUUACAGUUGUAAAACAUGUAACAUCCUUUUAUACAAAAUGUGCCACCUAGUAAUAAACUCCACAAGUAUUUUUGAAAAGUUGCAGGUUAUUAAGAAGAGAUCAAAAUGUCAUUCUCGUCGACGGUUCAUGAGUAAUACCAUUGACUCUUCUCUGAAUGGUGCAGGGAUGAAUGAACCAAUGGCUGGUCCAGCUCGGGAGUCUUUGAAAGCUUGUGUACUUUACUUGAUAUCUGUAUUCUGAUGUGUAUGCUUUAUGCACAAUGCGGAUGGCCCACGCUUACGCUUGGAUUUCCUGCUCGUUGUCAUUCAGGAAAACCAUUUUAAGAGCGUGGUAGUCCAUAGCUUCGGGCUUUGAGGGGGUAUGUGUUGAAACAGGACUUCUUUGACAGUUUUGUUGUACAACUCCAAACUACCACUUAACCCACAUCUCUCUAUAGGAAAAAAAAUAAGUGGGUGGUAUUCAACAGGUACAGUAGAUUUACUAUGGCCUGUUUCAUAACCUUCAUUUAUUGCAACCUGUUUCACAUUUCCAAGAGUGAUAAUUGUCUAUCUGUAAGACGAUACUUACAUACAGUAUGCUUACGCUUUUUAUGACCUACAUGAUUCUGAUGACAUUUGGAUGAUAAAGCUCUGAAUAUUCCAAAGAGAUACUGACUUUAAUGUUUUCUGCAGGUCUGCUGGUAGAUAAUAGUGACUUUUGGAAAAUUCCACAGGGACAGAGAUGGAAAUAACUUUCUUCUGUACUUUUCCCCUGCGACUUGGCCUCACGUCUAAGUCAUUUUCACCACUGAAACUGUUUGAUGGGGUCUUUGGGCUGAACUUGAGUAUGGCCUAUUCAUUUUGUUUAGAGGGAACUAUCUUCAUACAAUAUGUUGCAUGGAUAUAAAGGACAUCAACCACCUGAGCCACGACCUGUUCACCCCGUUAUCAUCAAGAAGGCGAGGUCAGUACAGGUGCAUCAAAGCGGGGACCGAGAGACUAAACAACAGCUUCUAUCUCUUGGCCAUCAGACUUUUAAAUAGCCAUCACUAGCCGGCUACCACCCAGCUACUCAACUCUGCACCUCAGAUGCUACUGCCCUAUAUGCAUACAACUGGUCAAAAGC